Molecule: messenger RNA, 2598 nt
Organism: Scheffersomyces amazonensis
Lineage: Eukaryota; Fungi; Ascomycota; Pichiomycetes; Serinales; Debaryomycetaceae
Exons: 2
Coding region: 1-2598 (865 amino acids)
Source: RefSeq, a predicted model, not a curated record
AUGCAAUCAUUUCCUCAGUUCUUGCGAAGUCAACCUUCACCAAAAGUUCAGGAUUCGGCCUUUCCUCCCUUUAAAAUCGAGCAUAGAUAUCGAGGAGUCUAUGAAAGAGCCGGCUUUGAUAUUAACCGAGAUGUCAAAGUGAAGAAGUCUGCUAAUGAUACCAAAUCGGUUAGAUCUCGUACUAAUAGUCAGUCAAGUGGUCAAACAAAUAGUCAUCCCAAUCAUCCCAAUCAUUCGGUUGCAAAUGCCCCAUCUCCUUUGGACUCUCUGUCUUCGUCAUCGUCUCGAGACUCAUCAAAAUCUUCAUCUACUGAACAUAGUAAUAAACCUCAUUUCAGAAAUCCUUAUGGUAAUCCUUCAUCUUCCAAAUCAGCUACUUUCCCAUCUCAUUAUCCUAUAUCACCUCCUAUGUCUUCCACUACUCGAUCACAUUCGGAAUCCAAACCAAUCACUAAUAAUAAGGUAGAGUUACCAUAUCAAAGAUCAUUCAGUGAAUCUAAAGUAAAUAUCAGUACUGGAGGCUUAACGCCUCUAAAUGAAUCUUUUAAAGAUAUACCUCAACCUCCGAGUCAGAAUAAGAACUAUAAAAACCUUCGACUCGAUUUGGAACAGCAGCAACUGCACCAGAAAUCUCGUCUCAUUAAAUCGGAUGAACUGCUUUCCGAUAGUGAGAAUGAAAUGGGGUCCGGUAAGAAUGAUACCUUCGAUGAAACGAGAAACACAUCGCUCGAUAAGAAUGAGUACGAUGAGCUUAAUGUGAGAAAUGUGGUUAAGCCAAUGGAGGCGGAACAGUCAGUGUAUAAACCAGUACAACCAGUACAACCAGUACAACCAGUACAACCAGUACAACAGCCACAACCACAACAGGCUUACCCAGCUUACCAGCAAGGCUAUCCACAACCAGGACAAGCUUAUCAACCCCAGUUUACUCCACUGCCAACUAAUUAUAAACCUCCCUAUCCAGCACCUCACCAACCUCCAUAUCCAUUGCGGGUUAAUAUCCCCAACCAAUACCCACAACAGAACAGUCCUAUUUAUUCGCAGAGCCCUCAGGCAUAUCAGCAACCAACACAGCAACAACAACCACCACCACAACAGCAACAACAACAGCAACAACAACCACCACCACAACAGCAACAGCAACAACCACCAAUUCGUCCAGCAGACACUUUAAGUGCAAGAGACAGUUACUCUAAUUCCCGACUCUCUCAUGCCUUGGAUGAUUUCAAAAAAGAUAUCCAAGCCCAUAAGGAAUAUGUUCCAAGAUCUCCAUCUAUACCUGGAAAUACUCCACCUCAAUUACCUUCAUCUUCACCUAGUGAGUUAGGAUUAGGACGCUUUGAAUAUCCUGUAAGUAAUCCUAAAUAUGGUACAGACUCAACGUCAACCUCGACUACUCAACCUCCUUAUCCAGUAGCAGAAUUAAUGGUAAGUUCUAGAUCUAAAGAGACAAGAUUAAGUCAAUUAUCGAUGGUUAGUUCUGUGAUUUCUCAUGAUGAUGACAAUGACAAUGACAAUGAAGAUGAUGAAGUAGAAGAGGAAUUGAAGAGACAAUUGGAAAUGUUAAAGCAGAAUGGGAAUAGUACGGAUUAUCAUAUGGACACAUCCACCUCUAUGGCAGUACCACAAAUCACCAUUAAUGAGGAAGAACCUGAACCAGAACCAGUACCAGAACCAGAACAACAACCAGAACCACAACCAGAGUAUGAAAGCAAUUCAUCACAUGAUUCGGAUUUGGAUGACAUGUCCUCGACGGCAUCUUUCGAUCUGGUUAAACCGUUAUCGGUUCGUCAUUCAGCCAAUAUCUCCUUCAAUGCCAUUGAAUUACCUCCUUCGCCCAUUAAAUUCAGAAAGGAAGUUAAGUUUAAUGAGACUGAUAGUUUUGUAUCACCAGUAACUCAUAACUUCCCUAAUAGCGAUACUACAUCACCCAGUACCUUUGAAGAAGUUAAGCCUUUAAGUCCUAAGAAUCAUGAAGUUGAAAAGGAAUUACAAGGGAUGAACUUUGAGAUCCAGCCGGCUACUCAAUCGCCAUCACAAUUUGAAAUGAUGGAACAGGAACAAGAAGUAGAACAAGAAGUAGAACAGGAAGUAGAACAACAAUAUUCUCCCUUACUGCCCUCCGGUAGUGGACCAUGUCGUGGAUGUCAUCAAAGUAUUGAUCCAUUAGCUAAGGGACCUCGAAAGGCAAUUUAUUCUAAAACAGGAGAAUUAACUGGUCAAUGGCAUAGAAGUUGUUUUACAUGUACUUAUGACCAUUGUCAAAUUACUUUUAAUAAGAAUGUUCAAUGUUACGCAUUUGAAGAUUAUCCAUAUUGUUUUAAUCAUUAUCAUCAAUUAAAUAAUACUCAAUGUAUAUCAUGUGGUAUAGGAAUUGAAGGAGAUUGUAUUGAGAAUGAACUUGAACAAAAGUAUCAUUUACAUUGUUUAACUUGUGGACAAUGUAAUCAACCAAUUGAUUCUGAUUAUUUUCUUAUUAAUGGGAUUAUUUAUUGUGAAGCUGAUGCUCAUAUUAAGAUUAUUAAUAAUAAUUCUAGGGGAUUAUCAAGUAAUGAUAAGAUUGAAAAGAGAAGAACAAGAUUAUUAUUUCUUGAUUAG